AUGCCAGGUCGGCCGCUUGGAGACUCAUGGUUCUCACUAGACAACAAAGCAAUCUCCAAGGUAAUGAAGCAAAUUGUGCAUGUCGAGCAAAGGUACAUGGCCCUUGCACUGCCUGCUUCUGGAAGUCUGUACUUCAAAAGAGAUCUCGAGAGUCACGAGAAGGCUGCGCCCAUCCCGGGUUUUUCGCAAGAUGAUACGAGCCUUGUGGUUGGUCCCAUAGCUUCCUACGCCUGGUGGUAUCGUGAGAGAGCGCUAUCGGAUGUUGAUCGUGGCCCUUGUAAGUGGAUUGUGCGUAACAACGCUGCGAUGAGUUGCUGAUUUAGACCAGGGGAGGACUUCCUGUCUUGUUUCGAAGCUGUAGCCAAGCGGGAAAUCUCCUUUUGCCAGCAGUACGGCAAGCCGCGCCACAACGUGGAGCUAUAUCUUCGGGAGCUCGACAAUCUCGAGCCGCAGUAUCCAUCUCGUCACGUCGAGCUCCUCCAGGAUUUCCUGAAACUCGCACCUUACCUCGAUGUGUCUCGCGAUAGCCGAUUUGCGCGGCCCACGCUUCGCCACCCAGAUCUUUCGCCGAACAACAUUCUAGUCAACGAUGAACUUGAAAUCACUGGUAUCAUCGACUGGCAACAUGCUACCGCCCUACCUCUGUGUCUGUGCGCCGGGAUCCCAAAGUAUUAUCAAAACUGGGGAGACCCCAUCUCCGAGUCGCUCCAAAAGCCGGAGACCAAACUCCCACCGGACUUCGAUGAUCAAGAUUCGGCCUCUCAAGAAGCCACAAAAGACAGCAUGCGGCGGCGUCUGAUCCAUUUCUACUACGCCGCAUUGACCAUGAAGAAAAACCAAGAUCAUUUCGACGCAUUUCGAAGUUACAACUUGAUGCUUCGAGCCAAGUUGUACGAUCGCGCUGGAGCGCCUUGGGAAGGCUCUUCUGCUUCUCUCGAACAAGUCUUGAUAGAAGCGCAGCGACACUGGCCCCUGAGAAUCGAGGAUUCAUCUUCUAAGGAGGCGCCAGAAUGCCCUCUUUCGUAUCCUUCUGAAAGGAUUGAAUCCUGUUUGAAAAGAGUCCAGGAGGAAGACGAAAGACUAGAAGAGCUGGACGAUAUGAGAGCAAUGCUGAAUACUGACGCCGUUGGCUGGGUCGAGGAUGAUGAGCACCUUGCACAAGCGAAUGAACUUCUGGACUCCAUGAGAACAGCAUUCCUCCAGGAGGCCAAGACCGACAUUGAGAAGAUAGCAGCGCGGGAUCACUUUCCCUUCGACGACCAUGAAGAGUGA
Molecule: messenger RNA, 1272 nt
Organism: Lecanosticta acicola
Lineage: Eukaryota; Fungi; Ascomycota; Dothideomycetes; Mycosphaerellales; Mycosphaerellaceae
Source: the annotation of a GenBank genome assembly